Quercus robur (English oak) is the source of this 1369-nucleotide messenger RNA. Its product is annotated as probable serine/threonine-protein kinase PBL8. NCBI's taxonomy places the organism in Eukaryota, Viridiplantae, Streptophyta, Magnoliopsida, Fagales, Fagaceae. The transcript is spliced from 4 exons. Gene Ontology annotation, molecular function: ATP binding; protein kinase activity. Gene Ontology annotation, biological process: protein phosphorylation. The record is from RefSeq and is a predicted model, not a curated record. Bases 405 to 1244 code for a protein of 279 amino acids.
CAAGCAGUGGACAGAUUUUGUGGGAGCAAGUUUUAGUUUGAACAGAAUUUGUUGUUGUGCGGCUUUAGCUUAGUACUUUUAACUCUCAAGACACCACUCGCUCUUUUCACAUAGCUCUUCGCCUGUGUCUCUUUCUCAAUUCUUUAUCUUCUUUGAUCACCAAAGUAUUCUCUGUAUGUAAUGGAGAAAUCACCUGGUCAUCUUCUAAUUCAAUUCAAUGUCUCAGACCUGGAGAAAGCAACAAAAGGUUUCAAACCCUCUUACAAGAUUUUGGUGCCUUCUACAAAGGCACCCUCAAACUAAGUGGGAAAAGAACACACGUCCUUAUCCAACAGAUUCAAGGACAUGUUCUUAAAGCCAAGAGUGAUCACUCUUGGGUGAAAGAAUUAAACACUAUUGCAGCAAUGAAGCACCAAAACCUUGUAAACUUGAUAGGAUAUUGCCUUUCAGAGGGUGUCAGAUUUGCGGUAGGAGAAUGCAAAUGCUAUAAAAGUCUAAGUCACUGUUUGUUAAAGGGGUCACUGUCAUGGGGAAAAAGACUCUUUGUUGUACAAGAUGCUGCCCGGGCUUUGGCGUACUUGCAUGAACAUCAGAUAGUACUGAGUUUGAGUUCUUCCUCCAUUGUUGUUGAUAAUGAUUUGAAAGGGAAGCUUUUUGACCUUCCUUCUUCGAGAUUGGAUUCUUCUCCAUUUGUGAAGACAGAGAAGCAAAACAGUCUAGGUGCUGGAAAAUUUGAUUGGAAUUUUAUGGAUUAUCAUACAACUCCAGAAUUUGACCCUCUUAAUAACCUCACAUCUGUGGACAACGUAUACAGUUUUGGAGUUAUUUUGCUAGAAAUAGUCACUAACAAGCCAGUGUUUGAUGCCAACCGACCCAAGAAUGAGAGAAAUCUAGUGGAGUGGGUCAAAACUGCUAUCUCUGGAGACCAAUCCAAGCUGGAACAGAUUAUAGACCCCAUGUCCACAUUGUGGGUUAAAGAAUCUGCUAUGGGAGUUUUGGCAUUGUCAAGCAAGUGCAUUGAGGAAGACCCAAAUCACCGUCCCAGCAUGAGCAAGAUUCUUAAGGAGCUUGCCCCAAUUGUGGAAGAACAUUCCAUUCGUGUUAAAGAAUUUCUUGAAAAAGAGAGACAAGAAGAGAUUCAAGUACAAAGGGAUGCUGCGAUAUGUGAAAUUUUAUUGAGGGUAAUUGGAGUGGUUUUUUUAUUGAUUGUACACUUAGUUGCAAAGUUAUUCAACAAGGUGUAACUGCUAUAUGAAGUAACUAUAUGUAUGUAAUUAGUUGUAACUCUUACUAAGAGUUAAUUUGUGUGAAUCUAUGCCUGAAAGGACGUAAUUAUAUAUGUGAAACACUAUAAAAUUAAGUAAAUGUU